AUGCCAUUGGACAACCAGAAAUUGCUGGACGUGAGGUCUGUGGACGCUCCUGCCAACUCUCUGCCUGCGGACGGCCAUGGCCAUGUGCGUGAUCUUGAAACCUACAAGGCCAUGUGGAAGGAGUCUGUGGAGAACCCCGACAAGUUUUUUGGCGAGCAGGCCCGCAAUCUGCUCGUGUGGAACCGCGAUUUCGACCAGGUCCUGCACAAAUCAGCCAAUUUCGUCGACUCUCCGGCCUGGUUCCUCAACGGCCAGCUGAACGCCGCUGUCAAUUGCGUCGACCGUCAUGCGCUCGCUGACCCCAACCGCAUCGCUAUCAUCUACGAGGCCGACGAGCCUGGCGAGGGCUACACCCUUACCUAUGGUGAGCUUUUGAAAAAGGUCUGCCAGCUCGCUCAGCUGUUGAUCAGCCGGGGCGUCAAGAAGGGCGACGUGGUCACCAUCUACCUGCCCAUGGUGCCCGAGGCGGUGAUCUCUAUGCUGGCAGUGGCGCGCAUUGGAGCAAUUCACUCGUGCGUGUUUGCUGGGUUUUCUCCUGGUGCUUUGCGCGAUCGCAUUCUCGACGCAGACUCCAGAGUCGUCAUCACUAUCGACCAGGGCCUGCGCGCAGGCAAGGUCAUUGAGGCGAAAAAGAUCGUGGACGACGCCCUCGAGAGUUGCCCUGACGUUCAGACUGUAGUUGUCGUCGAGCGCACUGGCAAGGGUGGGUUGAUCCCGGGCCGCGAUAUCAAGUACGGCGAGGCCGGAAAAUUCAAGCCCUACUGCCCGGCCGUCCCAGUCGAUUCAGAGCACCCCUUGUUCUUGCUCUACACUUCCGGCUCUACUGGCAAACCCAAGGGCAUGCAGCACUCUACUGCUGGUUACUUGCUUGGUGCUGCUUUGACUGCCAAACACGUCUUUGGCCUAACUCCAGGCGACAUCAUGUUCACUGCGGGCGAUGUCGGUUGGAUCACCGGUCACACCUACGCCGUUUACGGCCCCCUAAUUAAUGGUGUUACAACAGUCAUUUUCGAAUCUACACCAGUAUAUCCUACUCACACCCGCUACUGGGAUAUCGUGGACAAGCAUCAGGUCACACAGUUCUACGUUGCGCCCACCGCCCUUCGUUUGCUCCGCAAGUACGGACACGAGGAAAUCGAAAAGUACUCUUUGAAAUCUUUGCGUACUCUUGGUUCGGUCGGUGAACCCAUCGCUGAGGAGGUCUGGGAAUGGUAUUUCCAUAACGUCGGCCGCGGCCGUUGCACCAUUUGCGACACUUACUGGCUCACCGAGUCGGGCAGCAUCCUGGGUACCUCUUUCCCUGGUGUCACCCCGAUGAAGCCUGGCUCCUGUGGCUACCCAUUCUUUGGCAUCAAGCCGGUUUUGAUCAACCCUACCACUGGUGUGGAGGUCGACGAGCGGCCGGCUGAGGGUGUUCUGGCCAUCGCCAACCCAUGGCCGUCCAUGGCGCGCACUAUUUGGGGCGAUUAUCCUCGUUACCAAGACACUUACCUGCGUCCGUUCCCUGGUCACUUCUUCACUGGUGAUGGUGCUGCUAUGGAUCACGAGAAUUUCAUUUUCGUCGCUGGUCGUAUGGAUGAUGUCGUUAAUGUUUCUGGUCACCGUCUGUCCACUGCCGAAAUUGAGGCUUCUUUCCUUGAAGGCAAGCUUGACAAUGAGCCUAUGAUUGUUGAGAGUGCUGUUGUGGGAAUUGAGGAUGAGCUCACUGGCCAGGCCAUUGUUGCCUUUGUUGUUCUCGAAGGCUGGCUCAAGGAUAAGAUCGCUGCUGGCGAGCACACCGUCUCUGACAUGUCUCGCGAAGCCAUUCAGGUCGUUCGUAAGGAUAUUGGUCCUUUUGCAGCUCCCAAAAAGGUUUUUGUUGUCGGUGACCUCCCUAAAACUCGUUCAGGCAAGAUCAUGCGUCGUAUUCUGCGCAAGAUCGUUUCCGGCGAGACUGAUCAACUUGGCGAGCUUUCGACUUUGAGCAAUCCUCAAAUUAUCGAUGAUCUGAUCUCUACUGUGCAGAACUCUGCAUAA
Wickerhamiella sorbophila is the source of this 2016-nucleotide messenger RNA. RefSeq names its product Acetyl-coenzyme A synthetase 1. Lineage: Eukaryota; Fungi; Ascomycota; Dipodascomycetes; Dipodascales; Trichomonascaceae. Gene Ontology annotation, molecular function: acetyl-CoA synthetase activity; AMP binding. The coding region runs from base 1 to 2016 and encodes 671 amino acids. Gene Ontology annotation, cellular component: cytosol. The record is from RefSeq and is a predicted model, not a curated record. The transcript has a single exon.